AUGUUCCAUAAAAGACACUCAACAAAGGAGCAGUUGGUUGUGGGCAAGAAGGAGUCAAAAAAGCUUAGAGAUAGAUUUGUUGCUAUUUUGGAAAGGGACCAUUUGGAUUCUUUGGAAUCUUUCUGGAAAAAGAGUGAUAGUAUUACUCGUAUCACAUGGGAAUUCUCAACUGGAGGCGUGGCUGCUUUUUACGUGGUAAAUGGGAUUCCUUUGCUGUUUUCUGUUAUUUCUUUACCCGAUGAUUCGCAGGGCAUGUUUGCAGGGAAUGAUGUAGCUUUGAUCCCCACAUUAUUUUUUUUCUUAUUGAUGAGGAACUACUACAAAAAGGAGGACAUGGAGGUAGUUUCUUUAUUUGGUUCAAAAGUUUGGUGCAAGGGUGCGACAUCGCAUUAUAUUCUUUCUGGAGCACACCUUAUGAUGCCUGGUGUGGUGGAUAUUGGAGAAGUAAAUAAUAAAAAAUUGCUUGUGGGAGAAACUGUUUUUAUCCAUUCCAUUGGAACUUCCUGUCCUUAUGCCGUUGGGCUAUCUACAGAGGGUCUUGUAAAUCGUGCUAAAAUUGGAAAAGGAGUGUACGUACUUCAUUGUUAUAAAGAUCUUUUGUGGGAUUCUUAUUUUGCUGUGUUUAAUGCUUUUUGUGGUUCAGUAUAUCCGGUCCUUCCAUCAACAUUUCGGGCCAAUGAAGUUGUUGAAAUUCUUUUACCGAAAUUAGAUACUGCGAAUGAGAUUUCGGAGGAAAAAGGCGAUCAAGGAAAUUUAGAAAAUGGUGAUGAUGAGGUAUUAAGGAAAAAUGUUUUUUUCAAUCAGAGUCGUGUAAUUCAAACUACAUUGAAAAUGAUUGAGGGAGAGGAUGCUCUGAUUGAUUUUGCGCUCUGUGAAACGGUUCGAGCUUUGUCUCAUUCUAUGCUUCCUAUGCCUCUUACAGAGUUUUCGCCUUUAUUAAUUUCAAAUGCCCCAAGAAUUCCUGGUGCUAAAUUACAAAUUGAUUUUAAACGAACAAAAUAUAAAAAGGUUCUUCCAUAUCUGUUGAUGAGAUCCGAUUUGAUUACUGUCUCUGAGGAAAAAAAAGGAAAUCAUUUUAUCGUUCAAAUAAAUAAGUCCAGUGAGCUACUAAGGCGACAUAGGCGAAAUUACGCUGAAUUUUUGCAGCUUAUUCAUGAGCCUGCAAAAGAGGAAGAGGCCUUGGAGGCUGAGCAAAAAAUGAUUCGAGAAGGCGCAAAAGGGGGAAUUAAGCGUCGUAUUGUGUCGAUUGAAACUUUAUAUUCUCCCAAGAAUGGGAGUGCUAUUGAAUUAACUCGAAUAUUAUGUACAGGAAUGUAUUUAGAUAACAUGAAGCAAAAAAUUUUGGGAGAAACCCUGCCUCAAAACCUUUUAUUAGCCUCUUAUGGGGAUAACAAUGAUUUUCUUGAUGAGUUAUAUUCUCGAAAACAUUUAUGCGAUAAUCUUCGGAAAUAUAUUAGGGGAAAAGGACUUUUGGAAACUGAAGGGCACUCGGAUGGUAUUCCAUUUGUCAAAUUGGACGAUACUCUUUUACCCAUUGCUAGUGAAUUGGAUAAAUCUAUGCGCAUUACAGAGGUCGAAGAUCGAGUUAUUGAUCGCAUGUUUGCACCUGUACAUCAAAUUUUGAUGGAGACGAAUCAGUUUAUCAACGGUGUGGCUACGUCCGUGUCGUUUAUUACGAAGACCACGAAAAAGGGCAAGCUGCCAAAAAUUUUAGUUUUUACAGAGAAAAGGAAAGGAAACAAAAUUGUCACAAUUGUGCGAGGUUUGGAUGCUUAUGGGUUUGAUUUGGAUUCUUUGGCAACCGAAUGGAAGCAUCAGUUUUCCACGUUCUGCACGAUAUAUGAUCCAUCUAAGGAGAUGACAAAGGUCAAACAGGGAACCCAGGUUCCAUUAGAACUUCAACUUGGUGGAGAUUGGUUAUCCAAGCUUAAAGCAGUUCUGCAAGAGGAGUUCGGUUUUCCACAGCAUACAUUAAAUAUUUCCGCGAAGUGA
Molecule: messenger RNA, 1992 nt
Organism: Trypanosoma cruzi
Lineage: Eukaryota; Euglenozoa; Kinetoplastea; Trypanosomatida; Trypanosomatidae
Exons: 1
Coding region: 1-1992 (663 amino acids)
Biological process (GO): formation of translation preinitiation complex; translational initiation
Molecular function (GO): translation initiation factor activity
Source: RefSeq, a predicted model, not a curated record